GCGCGCACCCCAGUGUUUAGCGCACCUGCUCGCCCGCGCGCGCCCCCGGCGGUGGCUUUGGCAGGAGGGUGGAUGAUGGCGGCCUCCUCGCUGUGGAAAGGGCUGGUCGGGGUCGGACUGUUCGCCCUGGCGCACGCGGCCUUCUCCGCUGCACAGCAUCGUUCUUAUAUGAGAUUAACAGAGAAAGAAGAUGAAACCUUGCCAGUGGAUAUAGUUCUUCAAACAUUGUUGGCCUUUGCGGUUACCUGUUAUGGCAUAGUACAUAUUGCAGGAGAAUUUAAAGACAUGGAUGCCACUUCAGAGCUAAAAAAUAAGACAUUCGACACAUUAAGGAACCAUCCAUCCUUUUACGUAUUUAAUCACCGGGGCAGGGUAUUAUUCCAGUCCCCAGAUACUGUCCAUUCUUCCUCCAGUCAGGAUGCUUUGUCGUCCAGCGCAUCACUGAAGUUGCGAAAACUUGAACCUCUUCGCCGUUAAAAAGAUUUUUACAGAUUCUAAAAGUACAACAGGACACUGAGCUAUAAUAUUGAAGUUGAGGGUGUAAAACACUUUUUAAAAAAUUUCUGGGGCAGUAUUUAUAUUGAUCUUCCAGACUUUAUAAAAUAUAUAUAUUAUAAAUAUAUAAAUAUUAAAUAGAACCUUCUCUGAACACUGUUAAUGACAAUAACUGCAUUGUAGAUUGGCAAAACAGUUUAAACGGUUGCUAGAAUCAUGCUGUGAAAACAUACCAUUUAUCUUUCAUCCAUUAAACACUAUUGCAGUUAAUUUCACCUAAAACAAAUUGUGUUACAAAAAGACAGGUGAUGGUUUUUAUGCAACAAAAAAGCACAGAAGGGUUGUGGGUGGUUUGUACAGUUGUUUUGUUCACUGCUGAGGAAAGGGGUGUUCUGUGUUUAUUCUCUUCUCCCUGCUCUUCUCGCAAAAGACAACGAUUGUGUUCGUUCCAUGUCUUUGACACUUUAAGUUGUAACAUGCCCACAACUUGAUAUGAUCCACUUGGAAGGGAAGACCUGCCCAAAAUGUCUGAUCCUGUGGUAGGUUUUCUCAACCUGAAUUGUUGCCAGUGAUACAUAUGCUUCUUUUGUUUGUGUUCAGUAGUCUUGAGCAACCCCAAGAGACUCACGGCUUUUGAAAUAAGAAAAGAAAUGCAGUAGAUUAGCAACUAUGGAGAGGAGUGUCGAGUCAUACCACACUGAUCCCAUUUACUUCUUGUAUCAAGCCCUGCCUUCCCCAAUGCAGUGGGGACUGGAGCCAAAAGUAGGCCUGAAUUAUGCUGAGUCCACUCUUGCUGUGAGAAAAAUGAGAUGGCUACUGUGAAAUGUAGGAGGGCAGUAGCUAAGGACUAUAUGUUCAGAUAAGGGAGGGAUUGCUGAAUGACAGUUUUAGGACAAACAUUACUGUUUUUAGAACAUGCAUGGUUCAUUCAAAGGAAGCUAUGUUGAAGUUUCCCAAAUUUUUGCUGUUAAGCUGUGUAUUUUGAUUCACUUGUCUCGUUUAUUUGCAUAUACCACUUACUGGAAAGGUAAGAGGAAGUUUGGUUCAUAGUGUGGGGGCAGCUAUGUGUUCCUCACUGAACACGUUCACUGUGCCUCAUUGUUCUUUUUUAUAUGUGGUGUUUCAGAUCUAGAAGAUUUUUCCCUCCUGAGAUCUGCCUUGGAUGAGAGUGGAAUGUUCAGAAAGUGGCAAUAAAUUUGCUUUAAUUUGCUGUCCAUAUGAAUGUCCACAGAAUGUAACUGAUUUGCAUUGGUCACAGGUAUACAAGAAAGUAGACCUUCUUACCUGCCAUGGAAGGCCAUUUUACAUGUAUUUGCUGUCAGAUUACUUCUGUGUCGUAAAACUUUAUAUGUAUUAUCACUCGAGAAGUGUGGCACCAAUAUACAGGUUAAGCAUUUGUGCAUAUGAAUUGCUUGGCUGAUGAGCUUAUGGUAAAAGGAGUGUUCAUGCUUAUGUGCAUGGCUGUUUCUACAUGGGAAUAAUCUCAGUGCAGGACCAACGAUGUGGAUAAGACUGCCUUAAACAAAGCCAUUUGUGGUUAAGAAGACUUGUAGCUCUUCGGGGUUUGGUUUUUUUUACUUGAUUGCUUAUUUCACUUUCUGUUGGUUAUAAAGACUAUCUUUGGUGUCAGCCUUGGUGGUCUUUUAAGAUGCUGAGCUUUUGUCAUACCCGUACGUCAUUUUGCUUGUUUCCCUUGGGGAGGCAAACUUAACAAUGACCCAGUGCAUUGAACCAAGACCACCAGCUCCAAUAAACUUCUUAUGUAGUACUCAAAAUCUAAUUCAGGUUGCCUAACAGCUUAUAAGUUUCUAUUUUUAUGCCCAGAGCUAUAAAGGUUUUGACCUACUAAUUUAAUUUUGAUAGCCCCUUUAAUGGUCAUUACUCUAUGUUCUUUAAGUACAUCGUUAAUGGUUAUAUUGAAUAGUUUGGGAUUUUUACCCAGUUUCCACCCAAUAAGAUCCAGUUGAAUGGACUGCAUGAAUGACUGCUGCACGAGCCCCUUGUUGUGGUCCAGUUCCCCAUCUGAAAAAGUUCACGGCAGUGGGGAAACCAUCUUAAUCCACCUUUGUAGUAGAACAUACCUUGAAAUAAAUCCCCACUUUGUCCAGUGGAAUAUUCUUCCUAGUGGUUCUUUUUCAAAUUGCAGCCAUGAUUGCACACAGUUUCAUAUAAAUUGAAAGCCUUGUUAGAGUCCUUUGAGGCAAAUCACAGGACUGUGACAUUAACAGCCUUCUUGAUUUCUGAUAGUGAAGAAAGGGGAAAUAAAAGGCCAGCUGGUAGUUGGGAGGAAAUAAAAGAGUUCUAAAAUGCCAAGUAACUUUUCCUGAUGUUGAAUUUAUCUUUAAUAGCAUUUUGUAGAGGUCUUGCUUAUUAAUCAGUUUAUCUAAUAACCUGGUGGGGACCUGUUCAGGCUGCAAAAAAAAAACUUUAUCAGUGUUCCUGUUGCAGCAGGUAUUAGUAUUAGAUGGAAAUCUUGCUUGAAGCUCGAAGGCUUUUCCCUUUGAACCCAUCUGUGUUUAUAAAGUUUGUAGAACCUUCAAAACAUCUUGGCUGUUUAAUGUCACAAGAAAUAGCCUUCUUCCUCUUCAGCAUUGAUGGAUAUACCACAAAGAGGUUCAGGCUUUGUUAAUCAUUGUGGCUUCUGUGGAGUCUCACAUUGGGGCUGUGUGUGCACAGGCCAGCCACGGAAAAAGGAGCGUCCCUCCUCCCAAUGGCAGUUAACUGCCAAAAUUAUCACAUGACCAGGAGGAGGGGCACUUCUGUCUCAGUUCUCUUUUUGCUGACCCAAAGAGAGGAUCUCCAUUGCUGUUGUGUUUUUUCCUAACCUCAUUCUUGAGGCUGAGCAGACAUGGUUCUCUCAUCAAUAAUAAUAUUAGUGAAAAAUAAACUACAUUUAAAGAAGAA
This is a messenger RNA of Sphaerodactylus townsendi, 3399 nucleotides long. RefSeq names its product membrane magnesium transporter 1 (gene MMGT1). The record is from RefSeq and is a predicted model, not a curated record. Gene Ontology annotation, cellular component: plasma membrane; early endosome; Golgi apparatus. Bases 73 to 477 code for a protein of 134 amino acids. The transcript is spliced from 4 exons. Lineage: Eukaryota; Metazoa; Chordata; Lepidosauria; Squamata; Sphaerodactylidae.